AUGAAUUAACUAAAAACCUUAUUAGAAAAGAAUUUCACUUUACACUUUAGAUCAAAACAAUUCUGGGUAAACUUAUACAUUCCAGUAUUAAGUGCAAUUUUAUCAAUAAUUUUUACCUACAAAAAUAAUGAAACAUACUACAUUUUAUUAAUAUUUGUUUGUUUAAAUAAUAAUGGAGUAUUAAGACAAUCAUUAAUAUUGAUUAUUAGAGAAAAAAGCUAAAAAUUUAAGAAAUUAUAAUAAUAAAUGGGAUUAAGUUCAAAUGCUUAUUAUGCAUCCUGGAUUAUAACAUUUUUUGUUUUGACUUUUGGUGUUUCUCUAUUUUAUAUAAUACCAUUUAUUGCAUUUAGACUUAAUGAAGCAGGGAAAGGACAUUUAAGAAUUGAUAUGCUAAUUUUAGGAUAAAUUUUAUAUUCUUGUGCUCUAGCAUCUUUGGUAUUAUUUUUAAGUUCAUUUUCCAAAAAUUAAAAUAAGGCUAGUGAACUUAUAGGUUUAUUGAAUGUAAUUUUAACAUUUGUUGUGAUUUCCAAUUUUGCUCCAGAACCUAAAUUAACAUUCUUUAGUUAAUUACCUACACUAUUUGUACCACAAACAGCAUUUUAAAUGUUAUUAUUAAGUUCACAUUGGUUAUAUAAUGAUGAAGAAUAUUUCUUGAAUCCUGGAAUAUAUAUUACUUGUUUAAUAGUUUAGAUAGUGUGUUAUACAUUAGGUUUUUUGUAUUUCGAUUAAGUUGUUAGUGGAUCUAAAAAGUAUUUUUUCCUAUGUAAUUAUUGCAAAAAGUAAACAAAAACUUAUACUGAUUUUGAUGAUGAAUCAAAUCCAAAUUCAACUAAUUAAGAAGUAGAACCAUAUUAACUUUACAAACCAAUACUAAAUAUUUAAGAUCAACUUGUAGAAAAUUAAGGAUAACCAUAUAUUUAAGUAGAAAAUAUGUGGAAAAAGAUUGAGAAUCAAUAUAUUCUAAAAUCACUCAAUAUGGAAAUUUAUUAAAAUGAGAUUUAUUGUUUAUUGGGACCUAAUGGAGCAGGUAAAUCAACUUUAAUUAAUAUAUUAUCUGGAGUUUCUGAAAAAACUAAAGGAAAAAUCAAUAUCUUAGGAUAGAGUAUAGAUAAUAAGUCAUUUAAGAAUCAAAUUGGAAUUUGUUUAUAAAAAGAUGUUCUAUAUUCAGAAUUAAAUGUUUAUGAACAUCUAAAAUUUUAUGGAUAGUUGAGAGGUAUAUUAGAUUAAGAAUUAUAACAAUAAAUAAAUUAUAUCUUAUAAGUUUGUUAAUUAAUAAAUGAAGCUAAUUUAAAGGCAGAUUAAUUAAGUGGUGGAAAUAAAAGAAAAUUAAGUUUGGCAAUAUCUCUUAUUGGAAAUUCUAAAAUUGUAUUUUUGGAUGAACCAUCAUCAGGAAUGGAUGCAUUAACAAGAUAAUAAAUUUGGGAUGUCAUAAAAUAAAUGAGAUUAAAUAGAGCAAUCAUAAUGACUACUCAUCAUAUGGAAGAGGCUGAUGAAUUAGCUACUAGAGUUGGAAUUCUAAUGAAUGGAUAAAUUGUAACUUAAGGUACUCCUGAUUUCAUUAAACUUAAUUUUGGAGUUGGUUAUCAUUUAUAAAUGGACUUUUAGGAUUAAAAUUAAUUAUUAUUAGAGAAACCUACAAUAUAAGCUUAACUCUAAAAAAUAGAUAGUUACACACCUAUAAUUUAAUGUGCUCCAAAUUCUUUAAAGAGUGUAUUACCAGUUAAUAAAAUUCAUUUAUUUCAUGAACUCUUAAAUUAUUUAGAAGAUAAUUCAUAAAGCAAAUUCUCACUUUAAUUAAAUUCUCUAGAAGAUUCAUAUCUUGCAAUAGAUUAUUAAUAUGGAACAUAAAAUAUUGAUUUAAAUGCUUAAAGAGUAUUCUAAUAAAAACCAAUAAUUGAUUUCAAAACUUAAUUAAUUAGUUUAAUUUAAAGAAAACUUUUAGUUUUACUUAGUUCAACUGAUAAAUAAUGGAAAUAUUUAUUCCCAUUACCAUUUAUAUAUUUAGCUGUCAUAUUUGGUAUAUAAUCUUCAUUUUUAUUUGUAUGUUUGUAUUUGACAAUUAAAGCUCUCACAUCUACCUUAUAUGUAAUGAUUCAAUUAGAAGAUAAAGAUACUAAAAUUAAAUAAUAUAUGUAUGCAAGUGGAGUCUAAAUUCAUACAUAUUGGUUAAGUAAUGUUGUCACUGAUAUUGUACCAUCACUUAUUGAAGGCCUAUUUACAGCAUUUCUUUUAUUUGUUUAUGAUGUUGGACAUUUUGGAUCACAUUUCUUUGGAGUUUUCUUUUUAAUAACUAUUUUUGGAGUCUCAUUAAGUUGUUUUGCUAAUUGUCUUACACUAUUCUAUAGAAAAUAAUAAGGUGUUUAUGUAGGAGCUCCAUUAUUAUAAUUCUUUGUAUUUUUCCUCUUAUUUUUCAUAUUAAUGCUAUACACUGCCUAACCUUCAUGUCCUUUAGGAUUAAAUAUGAUUUCAAUGAUAUUUAUGAUAAUAUCACCAUUUACAGCUUGUUAUAUGGGUUUUGCUAUGAGUCCCAUUUUAUUAAAUUUUGCUGUUUUUAGUUAUUUCUCCUGCAUCUUAUAUUUAAUUAUAGGAGGAACCAUUUAUUUCUUAAUCUUAUAUUCAAUUGAUAGAAAUGAAUUUAAGUAAAUUCAAUCAAAUAUGAAUGAUACCGAUGCAAUUGUUGAUGUAUAAGAAUUAACAAAGAAAAUUGGAUAAGUUGAAACAGUACAUAAAUUAUCAUUCUAAAUUAAAUAAAAAGAAAUAUAUGGAUUAUUAGGACCAAAUGGUGCUGGAAAAUCAACUACUUUUAAUAUGAUUACCAAAUUUGAUUAGCCUACUUCUGGUUAAGUAAGAAUUAAAGAUAUUAAUACUAAUCUUGGGUUAGUUCCAUAAUUUUGUCCAUUCUAUCCUUCCUUAACUGUUUAUUAACAUCUUAGUAUAUAUGGAGCUUUGAAAGGUUAAUAAAAUUUACAAAAUGCAAUUGAAGUAUAUUUAAAGGCUCUUGAUAUGUAUGAUAUUAAAGAUAGAAAAGUCAAAUAUUUAAGUGGAGGAGAAAGACGAAAGGUUUAAAUAGGAAUAGCCUUGAUUGGAGGAUCAAAUAGAUUGUUUAUGGAUGAACCUACAACUGGAUUAGAUCCAAAAUCUAGAAGAAUUAUUUAAUAGAUACUUUUAUAAUCAACCAUAAAUAAUGAUGCUACAGUUCUUUUAACAACUCAUUCAUUAUAGGAAGCUUAAAGUAUUUGUAAUAGAAUUGGAAUCAUGGUCAAUGGAUUUUUAAUUACUGAAGGAACUAUAAAUGAAUUAAGAGCUUAAUUGGGAGAGUAAGCUAGAUUUAGUGUGAAAUGCAAUAUUGGUAGAAAAGAACAAGUACAUUAAACAAUAUGGUUAUAAUUGUCAUAGCAAUUCCAAUUACAGCCUAUAUUUGAAUACAGAGAAAAGUAAUAUAUUAUUCAAUAUUUAUUAGUUAUUUAUCUUAUUAAAUUCCAGCAGGUUAUUUCAAGUUAUCUUAUCUAUUCUAAUACUUACAAGUAGAACUUAAAUAAAAAUAAUUAUUGAUUACAGAUUUUUCGAUUUAUCAACCAAGCUUAGAAUAAAUUUUUGCCUUCUUUGCAUCAUAACAAAUUUUAGGACUAAACUAAAAUUUAUUAAAUAAUUUUGGAGAUAAUUAAUUUGAUUUUGGAAAUCGACUAAGAGCAAUCAUGGCAUUUUUCUGUAUCUUUUGGUGA
This is a messenger RNA of Paramecium pentaurelia, 3722 nucleotides long. Lineage: Eukaryota; Ciliophora; Oligohymenophorea; Peniculida; Parameciidae. The record is from the annotation of a GenBank genome assembly.